Molecule: messenger RNA, 495 nt
Organism: Saccostrea cuccullata (small rock oyster)
Lineage: Eukaryota; Metazoa; Mollusca; Bivalvia; Ostreida; Ostreidae
Product: recQ-like DNA helicase BLM
Exons: 3
Biological process (GO): double-strand break repair via homologous recombination
Cellular component (GO): cytoplasm; chromosome; nucleus
Molecular function (GO): 3'-5' DNA helicase activity; four-way junction helicase activity
Source: RefSeq, a predicted model, not a curated record
GCUACAGAGCUGAGUAAAUCUGGGACCCAGGCUGUAUCCUACCACGCAGGUUUCAGUGACAACGACAGAAUCUCUAUCCAGGAAAAGUGGCUCAGUGGACAGCGAUGUAAGGUUAUAUGUGCCACCAUUGCCUUUGGAAUGGGGAUUGACAAACCUGAUGUCAGAUUUGUUAUUCAUUACUCCUUACCGAAGUCAGUGGAGGGAUUUUAUCAGGAGGCGGGGCGAGCUGGGAGGGACGGACUGCUAGCCCACUGUAUAAUGUACUACACGUACCAGGACGUCAAAAGACAGAGGAGGAUUAUAGAGAUGGAUCAGGCAGCCACAUUUGAUUCCAAAAGAGUUCAUAUAGACAACCUCUUCAGGAUGGUACAGUACUGUGAGAACGUGGCAGACUGUCGACGAUCACAGCUGCUUAAUUACUUUGGAGAGAGAGACUUUAAUAGAGAGGAGUGUAGGAAUUUCCGUGGAGCCAUUUGUGACAACUGUGUGUCUAAG